CUUUAAAGGCGGUCCAUUUCUCCUUUCCACUUCUCCAUCGUAAACGUGCAUCAAUCGAGAUUCCAAUCACGACUUGCACGACAAUCGACACACCUGCACUGCAACCCUUUCAAGCACGUCUGCUACCCACCGUAUCAAUCAGCGGCUACCAUAGCCAGACUUUCGAAAGAAUGGCGGAACCCACCAGGAGAAGUCAUGAGUACUACAGUGCUUCUGCGCUUGAGGAAGGAGACCAUUCCGACGUCAUGCCAUCGGCGCAGGCGGCCAACGAGAAGCAGGUGCCGAUGGAGGACUCUCCGGCCCCUGACGGAGGGCUGGAGGCGUGGCUCGUCGUCAUGGGCGGGUUCUGUGUCUCCUUUUGUAGCUUCGGCUGGCUUAACUCCAUUGGCGUCUUUCAGGGGUAUUACCAGACCGGUCCGCUCUCGGCCUACACCUCUAGCACGAUUGCCUGGAUUCCUUCGCUGCAGAUCUUUUUCAUGAUGGCCAUGGGACCAAUUGUUGGCAUACUCUACGACAGGUUCGGGCCGCGCUACCUAUUGUUAGGUGGCAGCGUGUUACACGUCUUUGGACUGAUGAUGGCGUCCCUGGCAACCGAGUACUACCAGUUCCUGCUCGCUCAGGGCGUAUGCAGCGCCAUCGGCGUUGCCGCCAUUUUCCAGCCCGCAAUCAACCCUAUCCCCUCGUGGUUCUCGACCCGCCGCGGUGCCGCAUACGGCAUCUUGGCGACCGGCUCGUCGCUCGGCGGCGUGGUCUUCCCGAUCAUGCUGUCCCGGCUGGUCCAGAGCGUGGGCUACCCGUGGGCCAUGCGCGCCGCGGCCUUCCUCAUCCUCGCCCUGCUCGUCGUCGCCAACUGCACCGUCAAGGCCCGCCUGCCGCCGAACCCGCAGCGGCUCACGCCCGCGCAGCUUGCCCAGCCGUUCAAGGAGGUGCCUUUCCUGGGUCUGCUGGCGGGCAUGGUCCUCCUGACGUUUGGGAUAUACAUCCCGAUCAACUAUAUCCAGGUCGAGGCCCUCCAGGCUGGAAUGCGGCCCGAGCUCGCAGGGUAUCUGGUUACAACGCUCAAUGCAGGGAGCCUCUUCGGCCGCAUCCUCUCGGGCGUGGCAGCCGACAAGAUCGGCCGGUUCAACGCCUUCAUCAUGUCGUGCUUCUUUGCGGGGUUCUUCACCCUGGCGCUCUGGAUCCCGACCUCCUCCACCACCGCGGCUGCGACGCGCGACGGCAUCAUCAUCGCCUUCUCCGUGCUCUUCGGUUUCUUCUCCGGGGCGUACGUCUCGCUGCUGGGCGCGCUGGUCGCGGCGAUCUCGCCGCCGCGCGAGAUCGGCUUCCGCACGGGCCUCGUUUUCCUGGUCGCCGCCGUGCCGGGCCUCGUCACGAACCCGAUCGCCGGGGCGAUCCUGAGCAGCAGCAGCGGCAGUGGUGGUGGCAGCUUCGUGGGUGUCAAGGUGUUUGCGGGUGUCUUGAUUCUCGCAGGCACUCUGUGUGUGUCGACGAGCCGGGGGAUCGCGACGUCUUGGAAGCUCAUGGUUGCUUACUAGGAGGGGAAAAACGGGAGACGGGGGAUGAUAAAGGAGGUUGUCCGAAAGAGUGUUGGAUGUUGUGUGUGUAAUGGCAGGAGGAAGUACAUGGGCGCUGCGAAAAGGGGGGUUCGUCCGAGCCGUGAAGGCGCGUGGACAAUGGCGCAAUUCGGGGAUGGCCGGGCAGAAUUACGCGGCCGCGAAGAGUAUACAUGAAGGGAAGAAUUUAAUAAGGCGGCGGUUGAUCAUGUAAGAUUGUAUCGGUGGUUAUAUAUUCAUUAGAAUAUCUCUUGUUAGACGGACGUGCCGACAAAGCAAUUGAAUGGCAUUAUUGUACACCUUCCAUG
Molecule: messenger RNA, 1861 nt
Organism: Microdochium trichocladiopsis
Lineage: Eukaryota; Fungi; Ascomycota; Sordariomycetes; Xylariales; Microdochiaceae
Product: putative MFS transporter
Exons: 5
Coding region: 171-1535 (454 amino acids)
Biological process (GO): transmembrane transport
Cellular component (GO): fungal-type vacuole membrane
Molecular function (GO): transmembrane transporter activity
Source: RefSeq, a predicted model, not a curated record